AUGAGCCAGCUGUACUUUGACGCCCUGAUCGUGGGCGCCGGGUUUGGGGGUAUCUACCAACUCCACAAGCUCCUUUCUCUCGGCCUUUCCGUCAAGGUCAUCGACUUUGCCGGCGAUGUGGGCGGCACCUGGUACUGGAACCGCUACCCAGGAGCCAUGAGCGACACGGAAAGUUUUGUGUACCGAUACUCGUGGGACAAGGAUGAUCUUCAGACCUACCCAUGGAGCCACCACUACGUUAAGCAACCCGAAGUUCUCGCUUACUUGGAACACGUCGUGGACAAGUACGACCUAAGGAAGCAUAUGCAGUUCAAUACGGAGAUGGUAGCUGCGGACUGGGACGACGAGGCCGGUGUAUGGCGGGUCGAGGUCAGUACGGGCGAGGUCUUCGCCGUGAGAUACCUUGUCACUGCCCUGGGCCUUCUUUCGAAAGCGAACUAUCCCGAUAUUCCCGGCAUUCAGGAUUUCCAAGGCGAGAUGUGCCACACUGCGAAAUGGAGGCCAGAGCUGGACCUCACGAACAAGCGCGUUGCCGUGAUCGGGUGCGGGUCGACGGGCGUGCAAGUCAUCACGGAUAUUGCGAAGAAGGUCAAGACACUGACCUGUUUCCAACGGCACCCGCAGUAUUCCGUGCCCAGUGGCGACGCACCCGUGAGUGAAGAGUACCGAGAACACAUCAACGCACGCUACCCGGAGAUUAUGAAGCAGGUCCGCAACUCGAUAUGCGGCUUUGGCUUCGUCGAGUCAGACACCCCGUACCACGCCGUGCCCGUAGAAGAGCGCGAACAGGUCUUCGAGGCCCUGUGGCAAAAGGGCAACGGCUUUCGUUUCAUGUUUGGCGGAUUCAGCGACGUCUCGACCGAUCGCGAGGCCAACGAAGCUGCCUGCGCGUUCAUCCGCAACAAGAUUGCCCAGAUCGUGCGAGAUCCGCAAAAGGCCAACAAGUUGAUGCCCCAUGAUUACUAUGCCAGGAGACCGUUGUGCGACGGUGGGUACUACGAGCAGUUCAACCGGGAUAAUGUCGAGAUCGUCGACGUCAACGAGACACCCAUUACAAACAUCACCGCGGACGGCAUCCAAGUCAGUGAUGGGACGGUCCAUAAGCUGGACGUCAUCAUCUUCGCCACGGGCUUUGACGCCAUCGACGGAAACUACAAUCGAGUGCGCAUACGAGGCCGCGACGGCAAGACGUUGAAGCAGCAUUGGGACCCUCGCGGCCCGACCAGCUACCUGGGUGCCUUUGUACCGGGGUUCCCCAACCUGUGCAUGAUCACGGGACCCCAGGGCCCGUUCAGCAAUAUUCCUCCGGCCAUUGAGAUCCACGUCGAGCUCAUCUCGCAAAUGAUCGAGCGCGCCGAACAAAGUCGACGACGACAACAACAACAGAGCAGUGGUGGUGGCCGCGGCGGCCAGGAGGGCAGCAAGAGCGUCAUCGAAGCUCUCCCCGAGGCCGAGGAAGAGUGGCUCCAGCAAUGCGAACGGGCGGCUGAAGGGAGCCUGUUCAAGGAGACCGCCUCGUGGAUCUUUGGAAACAACGUCAAGGGCAAAAAGGUCGCGCUGCGGUUCUUCUUCGGGGGACUGGCCAAAUACCGCCAGGCCGUGCAAGCCAUGGUCGAGGAUGGGUAUCGUGGGUUCAAGCCUCUUGGGGAGGAAAAGAAGGAGGAGAACAGCAGAGGCCAUGUCGCUCCCACGGACCCGGUCGGGCGCAAGCCUGUGCCGAUGACUACAAUCACCAGUGUCUCUGCGGACUUGGUUGAGGCUCAAAAUUAG
Fonsecaea multimorphosa CBS 102226 is the source of this 1770-nucleotide messenger RNA. RefSeq lists its product as uncharacterized. NCBI's taxonomy places the organism in Eukaryota, Fungi, Ascomycota, Eurotiomycetes, Chaetothyriales, Herpotrichiellaceae. The transcript has 2 exons. Bases 1 to 1770 code for a protein of 589 amino acids. Gene Ontology annotation, molecular function: NADP binding; flavin adenine dinucleotide binding; N,N-dimethylaniline monooxygenase activity. The record is from RefSeq and is a predicted model, not a curated record.